Molecule: messenger RNA, 1107 nt
Organism: Aureococcus anophagefferens
Lineage: Eukaryota; Pelagophyceae; Pelagomonadales; Pelagomonadaceae
Exons: 1
Coding region: 1-1107 (368 amino acids)
Source: RefSeq, a predicted model, not a curated record
AUGGUCGCGUACCACAGCCGGACGAAGCGGAACGGGUCGUCGCAGCACACGACGCGCGCGCCCCCCCGCGCGGCGGCGCUCGCCGCCUGGGGCGACGCGGCGCCGGCGGCGGACGCCUUCCCGCCGGCGGGGCCCGGCGAGUUCCCGCCCGGCGCUUUAGGCGCGCGCGCGGGCUGGCUGCUGCGGGGCGUCCUCGCCGCGUCGGUGCGGUCCUGCGGCGCCGCGCUCCGCGCCGCCCUGCGCCGCUGGGCCGCGGCCGCGGCCGCGUCGCCGGCCGGCGCCGCGCGCGCGGAGCGGCUCGCGCGCGCGCUGCGCGCGCUCGCCGAGGACGCGGCCGUCGUCGCGCGCGCGGCGGACGUGCCCCGCGGCGACGCGAUGCGCGACGACGCCGCGCUCCUCCUCCGGCGCCUCGACACGCUCCGGGCCAUGUCCCUCGAGGUCGGGACCCGCGCGGCCGCGGCGGCCGCGGGCGGCGCGGCGCCCGCGGCGCCGCGCGCGCCGCCGUCGCCGCCGCGGUCGCCCCCGCGGGGCCUCCUCGCCGCCGACGACGACGCGGACGACGACGACGGCGAGUCCUUCGAGGAGGCGGCCGUCGCCGUCGUCCGCGCGCCGCCGCGGCGCGCGCCGCGGCCGAAGGCCCAGGCGUGGCUCGCGAAGCGGCGCACCUACGGCGGCGACUACGACGACCUCCCGGAGCAGCCGCCGCCGCGGCCCGCGCCGGCGAAGAAGCCACCGCCGAAGAAGCGGGCGCCGAAGCGGCCGCCGGAGCCGCUGCUCUACGACGUCGCGUCCUGCGCGCGGCGGCUCGCGGAGGCGCUCUACAAGGUCGGCGAGCGGCUCUUCGCGUGCGUCGACGCGGACUUCCGCGAGAUGCCCCUGCGCGUGCGCCGGCCGCCGGUCCACCUCGACGUGCAGCGCCUCGAGGUCUUCCAGAACAAGCUCCACGCAGGGCGGGAAAAGAGCGCGAACUUCCCAACUUCAAAGGCUCCUCUCUCGGCCGUUUUCCACUCGUUUCGGCUGAUCUUUGGACGAGCGAUCAUCUCUCGGAACGGUCUCGAAGCGUGCAUGCUUUUUCCGGAACGCGCGCGCGCGGAACACCCACGUUGA